AGAAGGCUGGGGGUCGCGGGCGAUAGCUAACGCUGCUAAGUCCGGGUUGUGGACUCCGAACGAUCUCGGAUCUAGAGUCUGGAUCGAAGGAUGAGAUACCCUGGAUAUGACUCUGUGAGAGACGUGACGUGAAGGGGUUUGGCAAGACCCGAGACCCUACUUGGAGAGCCCCCCUCCUCUAUGUCCCACCCCUCCCGGGACUCCCUCUGCCACCUCCGCCCGCGACCGGAGUCAGCGAGCCGCCUGACUCUGCUGGCUGGAGCAAUGAUGACACCUAGCGGACAGUGACUGGGCGGCCCCGGUGGCGGCGAUGGGGACCCCAGCCUCGAGGAGGUGCUAUUGGAGGGCUGGGGUGGCGCUUCAGCACCAGCAUGGGCCGGACAGCGCCUCCCACCCUGAGGCCCUCGAAACUCAGUUUUGGAGCUCCUCGGAAGGGAUCCAAUGGCAGACCCUGAAGGGAUCUCGAACUUCUCCGGACCGCUCCCGACAGACCCAGGUGGCCUCCAGUUAGCAAAGCUGCAAUCCGGGAACCCACUGUUAUCCCCUCUCUAAAAUCCUUUUCCCUCCUUGCCCAGCCCGGGGAGGGAGAGGAGGGUCCCACAUCUGUUCAUACUACAGUCCCUGACGCCAGUUCAAGUUUUACUAGAGAGGGGCCCCGAAGAGGACUUGGGACAGGACUGAAAAGCUGCGCAUCCACUUGCAAGUUAAACAGUCGCCGGAAUAGAGUGCCGCGGAGCUCCUGGCUGCCCGCUCGCGGUCCCAGAAGCUGCCCCAGCGGUCGCAUGGCCCCAAGGACUUCCUUCCCGACCGCUCGGCGACUCAGGCGGAGCGGCUGCGCCUAUGUCGCGAAGAGCUGUGGCAGCUGCUGGCCGAGGAGCGCGUGGAGCGCCUGGUAAAUUCUGGCAGACCAUGGGCUUCUCAGAACAGGGCCAGCAGCGGCUUCACCCCGAAGAGGCUUUGUAUCUGCUGGAGUGUGGCUCUAUUCAGCUCUUCCACCAAGACCUGCCACUAUCUAUCCAGGAGGCCUACCAGCUGUUGCUGUCUGGGGAUACUGUGAAUUUCCUGCAGUACCAGGUCUUCAGCCACCUGAAGAGACUGGGCUAUGUGGUUCGACGAUUCCAACCAAACUCCGUCCUGUCCCCUUAUGAGAGGCAGCUAAACUUGGAUGGCUGUGCCCAGCACCUGGAGGACGGGACUGGCAAGAGGAAGAGGAAUACCAGCUCUGAGUGUGUUAAUAAAAAAGUCACGGCCCUGAAGACUUCCCUGCCAUCCACGAGCCUGGCAGCCUCCAGCCCACCUGACUGCAACCAAAAUAGCCAAUGCCCAGUUGAGAAACCCCAGGAGCCAAGCCCUGCAAAAGGCCCAGGGAUCACCUUUCCAUUUCUGGGUUCCUUGGAGCCCAGCCCUAGUCUGACCAGACAGAGUGUGGGGUAUGACCGAGAAAGUGGCAAGGUAGAGAAUGGAAUCAAGGGAGCUCGUAAGCCUCGCUGGAACUUUGAGCAGAUCUCCUUCCCCAACAUGGCUUUGGAUGGUCGCUACACCUUCCUAUCUGCCCCAGCCCCAGAGUUGCUUCCAGCCAACGUCAUUGGGCGGGAGAUAGAUGCUGAAUCCUGGUGUCAGAAGCUGAACCAGCGGAAGGAGAAGCUUUCCCAAUGGGACCAGGAAAAAGCAGAGGCCCGGCAGUUCCAGGACAUAAACAUAGACCCUGAGGUGCAAUCUUGCUCCAGCUGGCGGGAAUACAAGGAGCUGCUGCAGAGGCGAGACAUGCAGAAGAGUCAGAGCUACCCCCGACACCUGUGGAGUCAGCCCAUCACCCCCUUGCUGAGUCCAGGACAGGUGGACUCCCCAGCCCUGGUCCUUCAGCAUAUCUCCGUGCUGCAGACAACACACCUAGCUGAUGGAGGUGCCGGGCUGCUGAAGAAGUCCGGAGGCUUGGAGAUCAGUUUUGAUGUUUACCAGGCUGACGCUGUGGCCUCAUUCCGAAAGAAUAACCCUGGCAAACCCUAUGUCCGGAUGUGCAUUAGUGGAUUUGAUGAGCCUGUCCCAGACCUCUGCAGCCUCAAGCAAUUGUCCUACCAGAGUGGGGAUGUCCCACUAAUCUUUGCCCUGGUGGAUCAUGGUGACAUCUCCUUCUACAGCUUCAGGGACUUCACACUGCCUGGGGAUCUGGAGCACUGACUACAGCUCUGAAGGUGUUGGAACCUGCUCUGGGAGACCUGAACUGUUUGCUCUCAGGGACUAUCUCAGUUGCCUCCUGUACUUAAAGACUGUCCUGUAGGGGCCAGUGUGUGCCUUGGCCCUGGGUGUCUGAUACUUGCAGGAAAGUAAAACCCUGCCCCAUAUCAUUACCCCCUUGCUUGGGCUCUGCAGCUUCCAAGUCUCAGGCCUGAGAGUGCUGCCUUCAGUGACCCCCUUGGAACUCAGGACUAGAUUUCAGAGGCCCAGGAGGUGGGACAGAAGAGAGGACUCUGUGCCUUUAACAAGAGGGUGCCUGUUUCGCCGCCAUAGAGCCAAAGCCAUUAAAAAUAGAUCUUUUUUUCUGCUGUGGCUGGA
Ictidomys tridecemlineatus (thirteen-lined ground squirrel) is the source of this 2553-nucleotide messenger RNA. It is a transcript of the gene Tsen54, whose product is annotated as tRNA splicing endonuclease subunit 54. The record is from RefSeq and is a predicted model, not a curated record. Gene Ontology annotation, biological process: tRNA-type intron splice site recognition and cleavage. NCBI's taxonomy places the organism in Eukaryota, Metazoa, Chordata, Mammalia, Rodentia, Sciuridae. Gene Ontology annotation, cellular component: tRNA-intron endonuclease complex.